Messenger RNA from Ambispora leptoticha, 1472 nucleotides. Lineage: Eukaryota; Fungi; Glomeromycota; Glomeromycetes; Archaeosporales; Ambisporaceae. The record is from the annotation of a GenBank genome assembly.
AUGGUAUCAAAAGCAACUUCUUUUGAUUCUAUUCAGAACGAUUCUAAGGAGAGAGAAAUAGAUUGGAUUGAAUUUUUUCAAUUAGAAUUCGGAUUUAUUUUUUCAGAUUAUGGCGUAGAAAAAGCAAAAAAAAAAGCCUUUGACAUUGUCAAAUUGCCUGACAUGACAUUCAAUGAUACAGCAACUCAAAAAACAUAUAGCCUAUCACAACAUAAAUUGAAAAAGGAAGCUUUUAUUGCAUCUAUUGGUAUUGCAUCAGAACAAAACUCUAUCGAAAGGUUAUUAAAUGCAGGACUGAAUGAUAACAACUUGAUGAAAUAUUGGUUUAAUGAUGGAGAGAGCAAAUUGGCCUUUUACAUAUAUUUUGGAGUUUAUAGCGAACAAUUGACAAUAAAUAUAUCUAAAGAUCAUAUAAAGCUGAGAGAAUCAUAUUCGGAAGGAAUUCAAAAAUUAAUAAAAUAUAAUAAUCCGUACCCGAAAUUAGAAUCUUUCUUUAAAGAGUAUGGUUAUUUUUAUGAAUCAAAAGUUACAAUCGGCGCUAAACUUGAUCGGCUAUUUGAGUUCUAUUCAAAAGACUUAGGCAAUAACGAUAAAAUCAAUAAGUCGAAUUUGAUCAAAGAUGACUUGCAGUCAUAUUUAAAAGAAUUCGAGAAAUCCGUAAAACCAUUUGACAGUUCAUAUUUAUACGAUUAUAACUUAGAUCCAAUAAAAAUAAAGAAUAUUGAAAAAUGGCUUAUUUCAAUUCCCGAUCGUAAAACCGAAUGGAAAGUGAUUAAACGACAAAUUACGCCAUUAUAUCAUACUCUGGAAGAACCUGUCCGAAAACAACUGGAUGAUUUGCUUGGAUCGGAAAGCCGUAUUUUGAUGUUUGGAAAAGAUCAGGUCAACGAUUGCAAAUGGAUAAAAUUUCCUGAAGCGCUUCAUGAAGCAAGCUACCACAUUUUUGGUCGUAUAAUCAGUAAAAGUGAUAAACAUGUAAAAGCUGUUCCUAAAUUUAAGUAUAAUGAUGUAGAAGGCUUCGAAAUUUCAAUUGAAUCAUCCGAGAAUGAGGACGAAAUACAAUGUAGAGAGCAUACAGUAGCUUGGAUAAUGGUUGGGAUCCCUUAUAAAAUUAAAUAUUCCGAUCCAUCUAUUCGCAACUUAGAGAUAGUAAUUGGCUCGAUUCCAAUCAAGGAACGAAAAGUGAAGUUAAAUAUUAAUCAAACGCUUUGUUCAGGAUAUAUCCUUGCAGUAUCAUUUAUUUAUCCUUAUUCAAACGUCGAACCAAAUUUUGAUUUUGAAAUUUCGUCCUGGUCGAGUCGAGGAAUCAUCACUCUCGAAAUAAUUGGUCAAACAAAUAAUGAUUUGUUCGAUAAUAACGAUAAGGACAGUGUGACAUUGUCUUGGUGUUUGAUCUUAGUCACACCAACAAAAUUCAAUGAAAAAGACUCGAAGUUUUUAGAAUUUACUUUAUGCAAAGACGUUGGUCAUAU